Dunckerocampus dactyliophorus (ringed pipefish) is the source of this 2410-nucleotide messenger RNA. Its product is annotated as WW domain binding protein 1-like. Lineage: Eukaryota; Metazoa; Chordata; Actinopteri; Syngnathiformes; Syngnathidae. The transcript is spliced from 4 exons. The record is from RefSeq and is a predicted model, not a curated record. Bases 541 to 1818 code for a protein of 425 amino acids.
GACGUGCGGCGACCUUUAACGCGAUACGGGCGCUGAUGGCGGCGGGGCUGGUGGAGGAUUGCACAGAGGAGGCGGGGAAGGCUCAAGCCACAGGGAGUGGGCCCUGGUGGUAGCCGACGGACCGAACAAGAACCAGAAGCCAAGACUGAGCAUGGACGGGUGGCGCGGUGGGAUUACCUCUCAGGCGCCAUCUUGUCUCCUCUAGCAGCAGCAGGAUCUCACCUGUUAGCUUGCUAGCGGAGGUGUCAAACUUAAUUUUGGCCUCUGUAGCAGGUUAAGAGGUCAGUUGUGUAAAAAUAUCAUCAUGUUCUACCUGGAGGCUGCUAGCAGUUAGCAGCUAAAAGCUAGCUUAGCACUGUGACAGUGGGGGCAGAAUUCUUGUGUCAAUCAAGUAACAUCAGAAAUGUAGCUAUACGGAUUAGCCUGCAUGUUCAGUGGCUAGCAGCUAGCGUGGGCGGGGCAGGGGUGCGAUGGAGUACCACUCUGGUGGCAGCCCGCCCCUGCUGGGGAGACCACGCUACUGCCCCGGCGCCAACGCUAAUGGAGGUUACCUGUGCGAGACGGGCCACUGCUGCGGCGAGACGGGCUGCUGCACGUACUACUAUCAACUGUGGUGUGAGUGGCCCCGCCCACAUUUGCACUCUUGCGCUGCUGUCAUAUGAUGGUUUAGGUCAUGUGACAUCCGCAGGGUUCUGGCUGCUGUGGACCGCCCUAAUUCUGUUCAGCUGCUGCUGUGCCUACCGCCAUCGUCGCGCCAAACUGCGGGCGCAGCAGCAGCGGCGCCAGCAAGAGAUCAGUCUACUGGCCUAUCGGGGUGCUGCCUCCUACCCCUCCUCCAUGCUGGACCUCAGUUUCCUGGCGUCUCUGAAGCUGCCGUCGUACGAGGAAGUGGCGGCUCAGCCCUCCACCCCUCCUCCCCCCUACAGCUCCGUCUUUAUGGCGCCGCGUUAUCCGCAGCCCCCCCGAACGGCCGACCCCCACCUGCUCAUGCAGCACGGACGGCCGCAGCACCGCCCCCUCAGUGACGGCCCUUCCUCGUUCAGCUCAGAUGACAGUUCCAGCUGUUCCUGUGACUCCUGCUGCCCCUCCUCUCCAUGUAGCUCCUCCCUCUCCGUCCCCGUGACCUAUGAGACAGACACCAGCCACGCGUCCACGCCCAGUGAGCGAGCAGCCCUCUCUCUCAAUAUCAUGGUGCAGGAAGCCAGUGCCUCCUCACAGGCUUCUCCCUCUCCUGGCUUAGAUGCCACAACUCCCAUGCUGCAACAGUCACUCCCCACCCCCAUUCUUGCCACCACUUCGCCACCACCCGAAUCUCCCCCAGCAACCGUCUGUGUAACUUUGGAGCUGGCUGACAUUCCCACAAGUAUGCAUCUCGAAGACCCGGACGCAAAAGACACAGCUUGCCCCACCCCUGCUGUCUUACCCCCCGACAUCACCAUCGAGCCUGUGGCGGCCACCUCUCCCUUCCGGCCCGACCCGCCCACACGCGCCUCCGCUUCCUGGUUGUUCCCACCCAAACAGACACUCUUCUCGCCAUGCGUGGACGUCUUUGAGGCUGAAGAGGAGGCGGAACCGGAGGACGAAGAUGAUGUGGACGCUGACGAGAGCCAGUAUCGGCAUCGCCGACUGACCGGUGACUCCGGGAUUGAAGUGUGCCGCUGCCAGGUGGAAGAUGACCAGGGCCGGGAGGAAGAUGCAAUGCCAGAGAAACAAUCUGACCUCCACGACAGUGCAGACUGCCCCGCCAGAGGCAUGGCCACACAUAGCGAUUCCCCCGAGGAAGUCGGCGAGGUGGUGGUUGUCAUGGAGACGGCAUGACGAGAUGAUUGACAGGUUCACUGAGAUCCCAAAUGCCUCCUUCUUAUGAGAUGUCCUCAAUGGCCACCAGUCCACAGAAAGCAUCACCGAGAGGGAAGCCUUGCCCCUCUAUCGUGCUCGAUGGCCCGCUGUUCUUAUUCUUUAGCUGGUUACUACAGUACUUUACUUUGUAGCCUAAAAUCUCGCAUUUUCAAAACUUUUUAUGACCCACCAAAACAUUUCCAUUUGUCAGAACUCAAAAAUAAAAAACUAACAUCAAGAUAACGCUAAUCCACCCGUAUGCUAGCCCACUGCUAGCUAACCCCAGCAUGAGGAAUGUUUCAGCUGGCCAUUUGAAGACAUCUUUUGUCCUGUGCUGUUAGUAACUGAUUAACCUUUUAAGUGAUUUUUUUGUUUGUUUGUUUUCUAUUGUUGGCUCUUUAGUCACAUGCCUUUGCGUGUUUGUGUUUGUUUAGCGCUUCAGUUUACAAAAGCUAAUAACCCUUUAUUGUGUCAUAAGAAGGCAGGGAAGACCUUACCAUGCUAAUUAUUGUUCUGAUGUCAGCCUGUUCUAAAAGUGAAGUUCUACUCAAUAAACUGAUCACACAAACAA